UCAUGGUUGAGACUGUAGCUGCCUGUGUUCAGUUUCAGCUAUGGUAUCGAUUUGUUUUUCUUUUAUACACAGUCCAUAAACGGUAUGCUAUGGAAGUAAUAAUAGUUUGUAAAUACACGUAGAAGAUUUUUUUUAAAAAAAGAUGACUUGCUCUGGAACUAAACCCGACCUAUUUCGUUGGAAGAGGAUCACUAAAAAUAAAAAAGAAAGUCUAAAGCCUCAGUUAAACAAUGAGGACAUUGGUCACUGGAUUAAGAGGGUUGAGCAAGCCUCAGAAUUUGCUGUCUCAGAAGUGUUUUCAAUCAAGAAGCCCACUGUAAAUAGAAAUGCAAGGGGGCAUGCAAUGGCACUCAAGAGCAUCGACCAAUUGCACGAUCACGAUGAUGCCUAUGCAGAAGCUCAGGAACUGCUGAGUGACUGGAUGAACUCUAAGCUCCGUCUGGAGCUCGAGAUUGAUGAAGAAGAUGGGUUGGUGGAUAGAACAACUCCCGAGCCUGCCCCCAGCAAACCACAAACUCCACCUUUUCUAAGAUACAACAAGUUUGAUGACCUCUACAGCCAUCUAGAACAGGAGGUAGAGAGUUCCACAGCUCACAGAUUUCUGCAGGAGCUCAUGGAGAAGGAAGUGAUGGAUUCUGGGAUACUGGAAGACCUCAGAAUGGAUAAGGACAAAGCGACAAAGCGAAGAAAAGACCCACGUCUGACCAUGGAGAUGAGGCACCAGCAGGUAAAGGAGAACCGUGCAAGGCGGCAGGCUGAGCUGGAACAGGUGCGGAAGGAGAAGGCCCUGAAGAGAGAUGUGCAGGCCGAGGCGCAGCGCCUGCUUCAGGAGGAGGAGCGCAGGAGGCUGCUGGAGGCUCGCAGGCAAGAGGAGGAGAUCCAGAGAGAGGUGGUGCGACUGCGCAAGGAGAUGGCUGACAAAAAGAGCAUCACAGACCAGGCCAGACACAUGGAGCGGGAGAGACUGGAGAGGAGGCAAGCCCUGGAGAGAGCUGCUCCGCCCCUGACAGAUGUGACAGGUGUGCAUCUCCAGACACAGAGGGAGCAGCUCGAAGCAGAGAGACUGCGCAAGCUGCAGGCCGAGACCAGGGUUCAAAUCCACAACCUGAGGUGUGUGCAGAAGCACUUCUCAGGCUGGUACACACUGGUCCUAGAGCGCAGAAUGAAGAUGGGCAAGGCAGGGGCACUCUCUGAUUGGAGGAGUCAGCUGCGGGCGUUCCGGGCCUGGCAAGCGUACAUGUGGACCAGAAGAGCAGAGCGAGAGGCCCAGCUCACUGAGGCCCAGCUGCGGGAUGACAACAGAAAGCAGCAGCUGGCUACAGAGAGUGACCGGCGUCGAGUUCUGCGGCACUGCCUGACGGAGUGGCAACUGUGGUGCAAAGCAGAGAGAGAGAAACGCGACCUGGGUGUGAAGAAAGAGGAGACCAAGAGGAAAAUGGCUGCUUUGCUGGACGCGGCUUCCACAGGAAAACUCUGGACUGAACGAUCAUGUGACGGCGGGGCUAAAUCACAGCAUGCCCAGAAUGAUUCCUCAGCACAGAAAGCAGUUCUGAAGUUAAAGAACCCUGAUUCAGCCUCUUCCUCCACAAAGUCGAAGCCUAAGCAUGCAUGGCAGGUAACCAAAAAGCAUGCUACCUUGAACGCAGAGGAGCUCAGCAGAGUCAGGGAGCAGGCCACCGAUUUGGGAACAUUAGUUCCCAGCACUGGUCUAAAGAAAAAGCUGGAUUUGCAUGGAAGCAAUUUCGAGAACCGCUACGACUUUCAGCAGCACAUGAUAGAGGAGCAGAAGAAGCAGCUUCUAGAACAGAAGGGGAUGAUUCUAGAACUGCAGGAGAACCAGCGGCUGCUGAUGCUCAAGCAGGAGGCUGAGCGUGCCACAGCUAUGACCAAGGCCCUGUCCAACCCAGGACAGAAACAUGCACUAAGCACACCUAGCAGAGCAAGUGGAGACCAUCAGUCAGGAACACGAACAAUAGAGGAGUCAAGCUCACCUCCUCCAUUGCGGACACUUGGGCACAGUCUCCCAGACGAAGCUAAGGGCAACUUGUCUAGUUUUAAAGGAGUCCCUAGUCACACAGCUUCUCCUCACCCAACUGUUAAAGCUAUGGAAGAGCGUGCAAAGCAGAGAGCAGAAAGGAGAAGAGAAAUUGAAGAGAUGAAGAGAAAACGGGAGGAAGAGAAGUUGGCUGAGCUGCAAGCUGCAGAGGAGGAGAGGCAGAGGAAAGAGGAGGCUGAGAAACAAGCCCUGCUGGAGAAGAAGCGCGAGGAGAAGAGACUGCAGAAACAGAAAGAGUUGGAGAAACAGAAGAGUUUGGAGAGACAACAGCAGCUGCAGACGAAAGCGGACGAGCACUAUCGGAAAUUCUUGCUGAAAAACCGAGGCCUGAAACAAUGGAAACAGCUCCUGGAACACUCCAAGCACAACAUGCAGUUGGCUGAAGGUCAUCACGGCUCCUCACUCCUCAGAAGGUGUCUUCUUUCCUGGCAGCAGAUUGCAAUUAACUCCCUCUCUGAGAGGACAGCCAGUGCUGCAGAGCUCUAUCACCACAUCCUGCUCAGGAGGUGCCUUGGCAACUGGUUAAAGUGCAAGAAUUACACUUCGAUAUUAGAAGAGAAAGCUGUCCGGUUCUACAAAGCGUCUUUAGUGAGGAAGACGUUCCUGGCUUUACUCAAUUACAUCACAGAGGAGAAGAUUGCUAUGUGGGACAAGCAGAAGAUUGCUGCAGAACACAAUCAGAGCCUGUAUUUCCAGGAGGAUUGUUCUGACCACCUUCCGGACGUGGCGGAGAUACCCCAAAGUGAUGAACGAAGAGAAACAAAAGGAGGAGAGGAGGGAGAAGCUCCGCAAGAGAGUGUCUGAGAUUCUCCCCGACUUCAGCACCUAGAAAGUCCGGGUUAAGACAAAUGCACAAGGCUGCUGCUUCUGCUUCUGAGAAUUUUACUCGCUGUUAGAUUCACAAGGAGUUCCUGGGAUAGGAGCUUCAUGUGAGAGCAUAAUGGAACAGGAUUCGUAUAUUGGCCUUUUUCAUGAAUAUUUUAGAAGGUCAUCAUGCUUAUUCUGUGUAUUCAUUUAAAGAGUCACUGACAUGUGCUUAUGUGGAGUAAAAACCUUGAUAAAUGCGUCCCUAUGUGCCUUAAAACGUGUUUCUAAAUCAGCAGUAAAAGCUGUAUUGUAGGACGACCUCAUUUGCAUUCUCCCUAUAACUGUCCCAAUGGAGCAUGAUUUGGAAAACCAAAGGUGCUUGUAUGUAUAAACUACAGAAUUUAAAAAAAAAGUUUUCUAAGUGGUUCUGUGCAUUUCACAUCAUAUCCUAGAAAUAUGGAAUUCAAUGUAAGAAACGUCAUGAUAAGGCUUAAUGAAUAUCGGUUUCCUAAACCUAGGGUGAGACAUACUGUUUAAUCAGUAUGUUCGUUUCAGUGAAAGAUUACAGAUUCAAACUGUUGAAGUUAAGGAUUAUAUUUUAUGUAUCACAAUGACUGGCAGAACAUUGGGUCUAUGUUGCAUCUUAUGUGUUGAACUUCUUACCCACAUUUUAGCACUAGCACUUUGUGAUUCAGCGUGUUGCUUAAAACAGCAGCCCACUAUAGUUGGUAAUUGGUAAUUUUGACACAGCGUCAAGUGAAAAAUAACUUCUCAGCUUGCCCGAGGAGUGUGAAUUUUGGGCUCUGAUUUGUUGGAGGACAUUCGCUAUGAGUCGAUGAGGUGAAGGAACAAUUUGAGGAUGAAAUGUUGAGUGUUGGAAAUAUGCUUCGUGAACAGUUGAUGGUUAUGCUGGCUGAGCUCCGUGCUACAGUAUCUGGCAAAGACGAGACCUAAUAGGCAUUAAGAAAAACAGAGGAUGUAUGAUUUUAUUAUUGAAAAUAAACUGGCAGCACACUUGUUUUGAUUUUAGAGUUCAUAUUUUUUAUUGUUUCAUAGAAUCAGAGACUUAUCUUUACAUUUAUUAAAAAUAAAUUAAUAUAGACGAAAAAGUACAAAUGACAAGAAGUCAACACCAGUGGGCAAAACGAUGCCUCGAAACCAGGGUUGUACACACAAUGCCAUCGUACCUAACCUGCAACCAGGAUACUGGUGCAGCAGUAGAGGAACUAGAUUCAUUCCAAUCUAGUAAAAUGUGCCAUCAACCUCUGCUUUUGUGACACUUGAUGCAUCUGUAUUUAUAAUGAGAGCUUAUUUUACAUUUUGGAAAAAUUAGUCAGUUUAAAAAAAAAAAAAAAAAAAAACAGGACCAUUUGUCAACAUUAGUUUUAGUGGUUUAUUUAUCAGUUAAACUACUUUAUUCCUGAGGCUUAGUAACCUGGCUAAUGUGGAUCUGCCACACCAAUUAUUACUGUAUUUAGUGUCACUGUAUUUAUUUAUUUAUUUUUUUUAUUAGCUCGUACGUUCUCACAGUGAUUAUACUUUCUGAACUGGCCUGAAUGAAUAAAUAAGUAUAUGCGUGCAAAAGUUAUUUAACUUCCAAACAUAUUAUUAAUAUGACUUUGCAGUCUCCAACCAUUUAAAAUGUUAACACAGUUAAAUAUAUUGCACUUGAUUAAACAUAUUAAAAUAUAU
Molecule: messenger RNA, 4555 nt
Organism: Polyodon spathula (Mississippi paddlefish)
Lineage: Eukaryota; Metazoa; Chordata; Actinopteri; Acipenseriformes; Polyodontidae
Gene: ccdc191
Product: coiled-coil domain containing 191
Exons: 17
Coding region: 143-2860 (905 amino acids)
Molecular function (GO): phosphatase binding
Source: RefSeq, a predicted model, not a curated record